GUUACUCGAAACGUCACCCAAUAAAAAAUGCAAGUUCCAGACAAAGAGUUGAAAGAUUUUAUCUUGGAUAAAGAAAAGGAAUGGCGGUUACUUGAAGAAGCACGAGUAGAAACCUUAGAAACAUCCUUGAACGAAAAGAGUGGACUUAUCCAGAAAUACAGAAGUAAUUUCAACCAAUUGAAAGACGAUUUUUUGUUUAAUCUGGCUAUACUUAAAGAAAGAGAUGCAGAGUUAGAAAAAUUUGACUCGAUAUUCAUUGAAAUGAAACACGCAUUGACAGCUAAAGAAGAAGAGUUGAGUGUCGUUCUCGUAGAAGCAGACAAGAUGAAGUCGGCUUUAAACUUAGAGUUAGAAGAACGUGAGAACUUGAAAAAACAUUAUUUGAAAAAGCUUAAAGAGAAGCAACAAGAAACUGAUGAACUUUUGUGUGAAAGAGAUGCCGAAUAUUCACGAGAAAGACAAGGUUAUGAAGUUCGCUUCCAAACACUUCGUGCAAAACUUUCAGAAGUGGAGGAACGCGCGGAAGAACAGAAAAGACAAGAGAUACUUACUGUUGACAAGAUUUUGAGACAAAAAGACGAAGAAAUUCGGAAGAAAGAGAAGGAAAUGAAUGACUGUCUAGAAGAAAAUCGACAAAAAAUUGAGGCAAUAUCCAUGAAACUGUCAACAGUUACAACUCAGAAAAGCCAUCUUGUUGAAGUGUUGCAGGAGUACCUCCAUAAAUUGAAAACCUUAGAACGAUGUUUGCGAGAUAAGGAUUGGGAAUUACGGGACAGUAUAGCAUUAAGAGACACUAGAAUUAAUGAAGUUGAAGCGAAAUUGCAGCUGAUGAAAGAAGAAAGAAAACUUCUACAACAGUCACACGAGAAACGACUUUAUGAAGUAGAGACCAAGGUCCUAGAAAAAGAUCAGUUAAUUAGGAAAUCAAGUCAAGACAGAAAAACAGAGAACCAAGAGCUUCUGGAACGUAUUUCUAAAAUAGACAGAGAAAAGAACGACAUAGAAAGUGAAAGAAUGAAACUUAUAUCUGUAGUCAGUACGCUGGAAAAGGAAAAGAUAGAACAGGAACAAAGUCACACCAUGGAAAUUGAAAGAUUAAAAAGCGAACAUGAAAAGGAGAGUUUCAAGCUUUCAAAAAUGAUAACAGAACAGGAAAGUUGUAUCAUUAAUUUGCGAAAUGAGAUAAAGAUAUUGAAGCAGAACCUAAAAGAAAAGACAAGUGAAAUUAGAAGGUUCGCCGAUGAACUGGAUAUAUCAAGGAAAAAUUUAACCAAACAGAAAGAGGAAUUUGAAAAGUUACAUAUACGGUGGAUAAGGAAUUUUGAAGAAAAAGAACAAGAAAUGAAUGCUAAACUCAACAGGAUGAAUUCAGAUUUAAAGAACUCACAGCAACAGGAAGAAAACUACUCAGCGGGUGGUAUGUAUGAGAGAUAUGUUGAUAGGAAUACUUCUUGUGACAGACAACAACAAAAUCAGCCCUCAAACGGAAAUGAAAUUAUAGAGGACGAAAAUGCAAGAACAGAAGUGUUUAAUAAGCUUUGGGCUGUCUUAGAUCUUCCAAGUUCUCCAAGUUCCAUCUCAAUAAUAAGUAAACCCAACCAGUCAUCUCAGUAAUAACCAGCACCUUGUUAUAAAAGUGAAGAAAGUGAACCCAAUGCGAAAGAUAUAAGCUCACUAUAAUAUUAUACGAA
Limulus polyphemus (Atlantic horseshoe crab) is the source of this 1691-nucleotide messenger RNA. RefSeq names its product coiled-coil domain-containing protein 57-like. The record is from RefSeq and is a predicted model, not a curated record. Bases 28 to 1614 code for a protein of 528 amino acids. The transcript has 12 exons. NCBI's taxonomy places the organism in Eukaryota, Metazoa, Arthropoda, Merostomata, Xiphosura, Limulidae.